This is a messenger RNA of Oppia nitens, 798 nucleotides long. RefSeq lists its product as uncharacterized. The transcript is spliced from 4 exons. The record is from RefSeq and is a predicted model, not a curated record. NCBI's taxonomy places the organism in Eukaryota, Metazoa, Arthropoda, Arachnida, Sarcoptiformes, Oppiidae. Bases 1 to 798 code for a protein of 265 amino acids.
AUGAAGUACACAAUCCAUUUCACUGCAAUUACAACAUUUGUAUUAAUAUAUAAUUUGGAUCUAAUUUAUUGCAAACGUAUUCGCUGUCAUAACGUUGGUAUUGAUAAUUGUUUUGACAACUUUUUUGGUAUUGGCAAACGUCCCGAUGCUACCCGAUUGGCCACUACUGGUCCCGGACUCGACCAAUUUUGUGGAGGAUUCAACAAAACCGUUGAGUGUAUAUACGGACACUUGAAACGGUGCGGAACACCACUACAUAGGGAACUGUUUGAUUUAGUGACCGAACAAAUGCAGAUCAGGUUUCGGGCAUUUAUUUGUGAUGACGGACCCCAGAGACAGACCUAUUUAAAACACGGUCAAUGCAUACAUGACAACGUGAUUGGUGUGGAUAAUGCUAUUCCCUGUCUUAACAAUUAUCUCCUGGCUUUUGAUCACUUGGCCACCAGUGAUACUGAUGAUUGGUUUUCAACACUGUGUUGCGCUCACAAACGCAAAGAGUUGUGUACCGAUCGGUUGGCUUUAGAUCACUGCGGGUCUGAAGCCAGACAGUACUUUGAGAUCUUCUUCGAUCAAAUCCAUUUCGGUUUCUUUGAGAUGGUUUGUGGUAGUGAUCAACACAUUGAUCCACAAUCUGAACGAUGCCAUAAAGCACUGCCUAAUGCCGACCAAAAACCUACGGGUCUUAAGAGUGACAGUGCUAUCAGCAGAAUGUUAUAUCGAUUUUUUCCAUUCAAUUAUGUGCCGAUAAAUAGGAGAAACAAAUUUCAAUCAACAAUUAAUCAAACUCUAAACGCUUGA